Molecule: messenger RNA, 651 nt
Organism: Lolium perenne
Lineage: Eukaryota; Viridiplantae; Streptophyta; Magnoliopsida; Poales; Poaceae
Source: RefSeq, a predicted model, not a curated record
AUGUCGUCGGCCUCCUCUCACUCCAACCCCUUCGCCGGCCCCGAUCCCGCCACCAUCCGCCUCAUCAACAUCCGCGACCGAGUCCCCGUCACCCUCGACGCCACCAACUCCUCCUACCACCCAUGGAAAACCUACUUCACCCUUCUCUUCCACGAGGAGAACCUGCUGGAUCAUGUUGAUGGCUCCAUCAACUCACGCAUCAUGGCUGCCGAUCCCGAGUGGACCUCGAUCGACGCUACGCUCAUCAGGUGGUUCUUCACCACGAUCUCGCGCGAUCUGUUCCUCACCGUCAUCCGGGACGGCGACGACGCUACCACCGUGUGGACCAAGCUCAAUGGCUUCUUCACCGACAACAAGCUUCAGCGCCGCGUCUUCUUGCAUCAAGAAUUCACGGACUGCCAUCAGGACGAUCAGACCAUCGACGAAUACACUCGUCGCCUUAAGCAGUUGGCGGAUGAACUGCGCGACAUCGGCGCCCCGAUCGAUGAUGACUUUCUCCUCAGCACCCUCACCGCCAACCUCCAUGAGGAUUUCGGUAAUGCGGCCAGCAACCUCACCUUGAUGCCCGACCCCUCCUUCCCAAAGUUUGUGUCCUACCUCAAGCUUGAAGAACGUCGGAUGAAGGGCGUGAAGAAGCGCGCGCAGCAUUGA